Drosophila albomicans is the source of this 1468-nucleotide messenger RNA. It is a transcript of the gene Rab14, whose product is annotated as ras-related protein Rab-14. Gene Ontology annotation, biological process: Golgi to endosome transport; defense response to bacterium; endocytic recycling. Bases 367 to 1014 code for a protein of 215 amino acids. Lineage: Eukaryota; Metazoa; Arthropoda; Insecta; Diptera; Drosophilidae. Gene Ontology annotation, cellular component: Golgi apparatus; phagocytic vesicle; trans-Golgi network. The transcript has 5 exons. The record is from RefSeq and is a predicted model, not a curated record. Gene Ontology annotation, molecular function: GTPase activity; GTP binding.
GCAGCAAUCUGGCAACGCUAGAAAAUUCGUCGCUACAAUUGCUAACAAGAAAAACGCAAAAGAAAUUUGCUGCUGGUUCAAUCUUUGAAAAUUAUUAAUAUACAAUCUAAGUGAUUUGCAUAUUUGCCCGUAUAUUUAUGCAAGUGGUCGAAACGGAAUAAGCACAUAACUGUGCUUGUGUUUUUACGACGAUAGUGGGUGAAUUGAAAUAUACAAACAAAUACAGACGCGAUUUACAUAUACACACAAACACACAUACGCUUUGUACACCCCCACACAACCCCGUGCUCGUUGCUGCCACCCUACAUUCCGUCUGCUCCCUAGCUCAACUUAAAAUACAGACAAAAAACAAAAAACGGUCCCACGAUGACUGCAGCACCAUAUAACUACAACUAUAUCUUUAAGUACAUCAUUAUUGGUGACAUGGGCGUGGGCAAAUCCUGCCUACUGCAUCAGUUUACCGAGAAGAAAUUCAUGGCCAACUGUCCGCACACAAUUGGCGUUGAGUUUGGCACACGCAUUAUCGAGGUCGAUGACAAGAAGAUUAAACUACAAAUUUGGGAUACAGCUGGCCAGGAACGUUUUCGGGCCGUUACUCGAUCGUAUUAUCGCGGUGCUGCAGGUGCUCUAAUGGUUUACGAUAUAACUAGACGUUCAACGUAUAAUCAUUUGAGUAGCUGGCUCACCGAUACUCGCAAUCUCACAAAUCCCAGCACUGUGAUUUUUCUCAUUGGCAAUAAAUCCGAUUUGGAAAGCACACGAGAGGUGACCUAUGAGGAGGCCAAAGAGUUUGCCGACGAGAACGGACUCAUGUUCUUGGAGGCCAGCGCCAUGACUGGCCAAAAUGUGGAGGAAGCAUUUUUGGAAACGGCACGCAAAAUCUAUCAAAACAUACAGGAGGGUCGUCUGGAUCUAAAUGCAUCUGAAUCGGGGGUGCAACAUCGACCGUCGCAACCAUCGCGGCCAAAUCUCAGCAGCGAGGCAGCACAUGUGAAGGAUCAGUGCUCGUGCUAAAUGUAUUAACUUUAUAUACAUACGCAUAGAUUAUAAUAACAAAAAUCUAACUUUUAUUUUUAGCGCAACUCGUAAUCAUAUUGAUUUCUUAUCUAUCAAAACCAACAUGCAACUAAUAUGCAAUGAAACAAAAACAAAAUCAUGUAUGUAGUUAAAUGAUUGGAUUAAGUCGAAAAAGAAAAGUGUGAACAAAAACCAAAAUAUAUAAACGUCCCCAUAUGACAAACAAACAUUUAGGUAACUAGUAAGUUAAACAUAGAAUUUGAAUAUCUACAUUGUAUUGUUGCAUUAUUUCUAUCUCUCAUUGAUCGUUGGCAUUGUAUUGAAACUGUUUGGAUAUUUAGAAAACCUAAACGUAAAAACGCAAAACCAAAUGCAUAUAGAAAUAUGUUGGAUGUUAGCGAAUAUGUUUCUCAUUUCAAUACUGCAAUACACAAAACAUUUUAUAUUUCUA